This is a messenger RNA of Tachysurus vachellii, 5865 nucleotides long. RefSeq names its product nuclear receptor coactivator 1 (gene ncoa1). NCBI's taxonomy places the organism in Eukaryota, Metazoa, Chordata, Actinopteri, Siluriformes, Bagridae. The transcript has 21 exons. Gene Ontology annotation, cellular component: nucleus. Gene Ontology annotation, molecular function: nuclear receptor binding; protein dimerization activity. The coding region runs from base 710 to 4771 and encodes 1353 amino acids. Gene Ontology annotation, biological process: cellular response to hormone stimulus; positive regulation of transcription by RNA polymerase II. The record is from RefSeq and is a predicted model, not a curated record.
UAAGCGGGUUCGCUGUUUGUUUGUGUAGCUUAAUGGUAAAAAUGGCGGUGCGGGGAGAGAGAGAACCCGAGCACUGCGAGGAUUAAACACACGAAUAAUGCCUCGCUUUGGGUGACAGCGUGCACGCGACUCACGGCGACAGACGCACGAACGGACGUUUCCAGCGCAGGAUUUAUCUUCACUUCCGGCUUUAGUGCAGGACGCGAAGGGAAAACGAGCUGCGUCCUGGAUUUCAAGUAGCUCUCGGCUAACUCCGUUAGCCUGUUAGCCUUCAACUAGCACACGCAACCUUAUUGGCUAAAGCGUGAUGUAGCCACAGCUCGUGCAAAAACAAACAACGCAAAACUUUCCGUGUAUUCACGGAAUUAUAACGUACACACGCGCGGUGUCGGAUUAAUAGCGCGUGCAACAACAACAACAACAACAAUAAUAAUCAAUCAGACAGAAUUGUAGCGCGCGAGGACCUGCGGCUUGCAAAACAUUUGCAUUAAACUGAAUGCAGGACUGAGCUCUCCAUCUGAGCAGGUUGUGUUCAGUGUGUCAUUGUUUCCCGGCGGACGCAGUGGGAUGGUGCUGGAUGACAGCGAGGGCAUGGCACUGUAGCCACACUGACUCGCGCCUCUGUUCGUCCGUCACCAUCACACCAGGCCGGUGCCCUGGACCACACACAGCAGCUUUCCCUCCAUGAGCACCUUCGCAUGAGCUCAUAAUGAGUGCCUCAGGUGAGAGUGGCCUGGACCCCGCCCCCCCGGAGUCACGCAAGAGGAAAGGCUCUCCCUGUGACACCUCUGGACCCAGUGGGGAGAAGUGGCGCAGGGAGCUGGAGUGUCGCUACAUCGACGAGCUGGCUGAGCUGCUGUCAGCUAACAUGGGUGACCUCGCCAGCCUCAGCGUGAAACCUGACAAAUGCCACAUUCUAAAGAGCAUGGUGGAGAAGAUCCAGCAGAUCAAGAGGCGGGAGCAGGAGAAAGUAGCUCUGAUGUCCCCUGAUGAUGAGGUGCAGAAGAGUGACGUGUCCUCCAGCAGUCAGGGCAUGGUGGAGAAGGAGGCUCUCGGUCCACUCCUCCUUGAGGCUCUGAACGGCUUCUUCUUUGUGGUGAACCGUGAGGGACGGAUUGUGUUUGUCUCCGAGAACGUCACAAACUACCUAGGUUACACCCAGGAAGAGCUGAUGACUUCCAGUGUCUACAGCAUCUUGCACGUUGGCGACCACAACGAGUUUGUGCGCAACCUACUCCCCAAGAGCCUCGUUAACGGCGUGCCAUGGCCACAGGAGCAGGGGCAGAGGAACAGUCACACGUUUAACUGUAGGCUUCUGAAAAGACCUCCAGAUGAAGCAGAUGCAGAAAACCAGGAGGCACGUCAGCAGUACGAGCACAUGCAGUGUUUCACCGUCUCUCAGCCCAGAGCAGUGCAGGAGGAAGGAGAUGACUUGCAGAGCUGCCUGAUAUGCAUUGCAUGCCGUGCGCCCCGAGUGCCACCGAUUCAUGUCAGUACAGAGUCCUUCAUCACCAAGCAGGACCCCACAGGGAAAAUCAUCUCCAUCGAGACAAGUGCUCUGAGAGCGACAGGCCGGCCAGGCUGGGAGGACCUGGUCAGGAAGUGCAUCUAUGCCUUCUUCCAGCCACAGGGCAAAGAACCCUCCCAUGCCAAGAAGCUGCUACAAGAGGUGAUGACCCAUGGUUCGGCCGUCAGCCCUCUGUACCGUUUCACUCUUAGUGACGGGACGCCCCUCAGUGCACAGACUCGCUGCAAGUUCUGCUGCCCUCCCAACCCCGACGUACAGCCAUUCAUCAUGGGCAUCCACACUAUCGACAGGGAAAACAACACUGCUAGCUCUCAGGAAAACACUACCCAUAGCCUCUUGUCCACACCAGCUGCCCCGGCUUGCUCUCCUGCCCUGCAGUCCUCUGGUGAAGUCAGUCUACACCACAACAAUGCCAAUGGAGGCACAUCUGGCAGUGGCACGAACAUCCCCAGUCGGAUUGCACCUCCUCAGCAGGGCAGUAGUCUGUCGCCUCUGGGCAGCCCCCUCGCAGCCACCCCUACCUCGUUCAUGUCUCCUCGGCCUCCCCGAGCCAGCCCGGGCCUGGCAAACAGCCCACGUGUCUCAGGCCACCCUUUUUCACCACCAACACCUGGCAUUCACUCUCCUGCUGGAACACUGGCACGGCAGCAUUCAGGCGGUGAUGGGUUGCCUUUUUCUCUUCCUUCCCCGCUGGCCAGGCAGACUACAACGCCCAGCAGCUCACCUGCACGUCCACUUCCAGCUAAGCUGCCUGAGCCAGGCCCCAACGACGAACCCAGAAGUGCUAACCCAAAACUCGGCCAGCUUCUGGACGGCACGGGGUGCUCCACAGACCAGGAGACCUCACCUGCAUCUCAGAGUCGCUUGGCACCCGCUGGCCAGUGUCCAGCAUCCCACAGCACGCUGACAGAGCGCCACAAGAUCCUGCACCGCCUGCUCCAGGACAGCCCUGCCGAAGGCACCAACGAGCCCGAGAUCAAGAAGGAGCCGCCAGCCGGUAGCCCAAGAACCGGUCUGGGCCUGCCACCUGCCAUAGGAAACGCUAAACAGCAGCUGCAACAACAACAACAACAACAACAACAGCAACAGCAGCAGGACCACCAGCUUCUCCGCUUCCUGCUCGACACAGAUGAGAAGGACCUGGUAGACCUGCCCCCUCCUGCAGUGCUAAGCCUGGACACAGUGCGCGUCAAAGCUGAGAACAAACAAGGAGACGAAAGUGGGCAGUGUAGCACUGCUACACCUCCUGCUCCACAAGUCACAUGCUCAUCCAAAUCCAGCGAUAAGCCAAGUCCGCAGUUUCCUGGUGCUGAUCUGCAUCCACUGAACCAGGUACUGCCCACCCUCAGACCUGUGGGGGAGAAGUCGGUGGAUGAAUCGGGGCUACCCCAGCAGGGUGGUGACGGCGUUCCCAUUGGUGUGAGCGUGAAACGUGAACCACCUGGAACACCGAGCCGUGUGUUCCCUGAUGGCUCUAGUCUCCAGAGUCAGUCACCCUUUGACUUCUGCAGUCCCUCCACACCCACCCAGGCUCAGAGCCAAGUUCCUGCUCCGGUCCUGGGGCAGAUUGACCCCUUUCAGCUACCCAAGGAAAGCAGUAGCCCCUUCAGUGACCCCUCCAGCAUCAGCAUGUUCAACACCAACACAGGCCUACCAAAGCUCGACGUUCCCGAGUCGCAGCAGUUCCAGCCCAUGUCUCUGGCUGAAUCCAUGCCUUUUGAUGGCACUCUGGGGAACCAGGCUAAUGCUCCUAUGUCCUCACCUCAGGAGCAAUGUGUUCCGUGUCCCCUGGAUGAGAUGCUAGUCCCGCCCACUACUCUGGAAGCUCAUAACGAUGAGAAGGUCCUGCUUGAGCAGCUUUUGUCUUUUCUGAGUGGCACAGAUGAAAGUGAGCUUGUGGAGCUCGACCGGGCGCUGGGCAUCGACAAGAUAGUACAAAGCGGAUGCCUGGAUCAAAUCACCCAGCGCUUUGCCCAGCCUCAGCCCUCAACCCCUCUGCCCAGUUACCCGUCCCAGUUCCCCAACUCUUCUUCACAGUUUACGGCUGAGAUAAACACGACACAGGGGAUGAAUUUCGGAUCGCCGCGCGGCUCCUUCCCCGGCAAUGUGGGUAUGAACCAGAUGCGGCCUGGAAUGAACCGGGCACCAGUGAUGAGCUCACAGAUCCGCCUGCCACCAAACCAGCUGAGACUGCAGCUACAGCAACGUGUACAGGGGCCUCAGCAGAUGCAGAACAGGUUGGCGGCCAUGAGCCAGUUUCCACAGGGGGUACCUGUUGCAAUGGGGGUAAGACCAGGCCUGCCUCAGCCCCAGAUGCCCUCACAGCCCCCGCUAAACGCUCAGAUGCUUGCUCAGAGGCAGAGGGAGCUCUACAGCUUCCAGCACCGCCAGAGGCAACUGCUGCAGCAGAAGGUCAUGAUGAUGAGGCAGGGAAUGAACCCCGGGCCCAUGGGAGCCCAGCGUCUCCCCAAAGGCCCUCAGCAGCCACAGCAGCAAGCGCAGCAGUUUGGCUACCCACCAGGCUACAACACUGUCCCUGGAAGCACCUCUACCUCCCCCAGCCACUUCAGCCCCAUGGGGACACCGAUGGACCCCAAAAUGUCUGCCAGGCUGCCAAUAGCCAACAACCAAGGCAUGAUAGGAGGCAUGCAGGGGCAAUUUGGGGCACCGGUCAACGCUCCUGUUCAGCAGGGGCUCUUCCAGCAGUUCGGGGGUGCAGGUAUGCUCCAGCAAGGAGAUCCAUCAUUCAACCCUGAGCUCGGCCCCACCAGCCCCUUGCUGUCACCACAGAACCCCACCUCCCAGAGUCCUCUGCUUCAGCAGACUCAGCCCCCACCUGGCUACCAGUCACCUGACAUCAAGAACUGGCAAGGAGGCGUGACUAACAGUUUGUAUAACCAGCCUGGUCAGACUGGCUCACAGAGUUUUGGACAGCAGGGUGUGUACAACAACAUGAGUAUCACUGUCUCCAUGGCCGGGGGUUCGGGAGCCGCGGGUUCACUACCUCCUAUUGGACCACCGGUUGCCAUCGGCAACAACAGCCUCGGCAGUGUCGGCUCUAUGUGUAAUGAUCAGGUACAACAGGUUCAAGUGUUUGCCGAUGUCCAGUGCACUGUGAACCUAGUGGGGAGUGACUCCUACCUGAAUCAGCCUGGCCAAGUAGGCCAUCAGAAGCCCCAGAGCAGCACCAGCACUUCGCAGUCACAGCAGAAGAGUCUCUUACAGCAGCUCCUGACUGAGUGACCCUGACUCUCUCUCACACACACACUCAGACAUACAUACACACACACCCCUAUGUAGAGACAUCCCCAACAUCAGAGUUUCUGUUCGUCACCAUUCUGGUUUGUGUUUGGGGAACGGCUGCUGAGUUCGGGACGUAUGGUCCGGGUUGUCAGACGGCUGAAGCAGCGCUCAUUCCUGCUCACCUACAUUUCAAAGUCUGCUUCCUCAAUAGGGUUCAAAACAAGCGAUAUAAUGAUCACGUUCCAGAAAUUUGCCAAGUUCUAUAAAAGGACCUGCUGCUUUCUCGCCAGCUCACAUCCCUAACUAGGCCAUCGGCACCGUGCUUCAUGGAAACUGGGGCAGGGACUUGCUGCAGUUAUGUGUAAGCCUCGUCAAUGGGACAGCGCUUGUGAGUUUAGGUUCUCUCGCACUGGACAGCUCAGUUUCAGCUGGAUCUGUGACUGAUCAGCUCUUCUCACACAAUGGGGAGUUUUCCCAGCGUUACGUUUUUUCCUCUCUCUCUCGACCGAUUUCCUCAAUGAGUUUUAUUUUCUUUCGUUGCCUGUUUUGUCAGAACAAGCAUCAACAGGUUGGGAGAAACAUCUCAGAUCUACUACAAGCUUUCCUGGGAGAACUCGUUUUAAAACGGCAGACAUUUUUAAAACAAACAUAAACAAAUGUCCCAGACGUCCCUCCACCCACCUCUCAGCAGCUGUGAAUACGAGCCACUUUAAGGUCACAUCAGCCUAUCAGUGUUGUUUGCCAUGUGUGUAUUGUACAGGUUGGUAUUAUUGUACAGCACAACAGGGGACAAAGGUCAGGACGAGCUCUCACACGUUCUGAUUUCUGUUUGGAAAAACCUUGUGGAAUCACUCUACAGCCAAACGUCAUGGGUUUUUAAACUGGCUCUCUUCUUUUAUAGCUUAUAAGAACGUUUUUUUUUUUCUUUCUUUCUUUCUUUCUUCUUAUUUUAAAAGAAUGAUGUUUGAAAUCAAGAAAUUGUAUGUACUAAGUAACAGCUGAAUAUGACCUGGGGAGAUGUCUCGCUCUCACGUCAUGAAGGAAAGGGAAAAGAGAGGUCUUGCAAAAUUAUAUAUAGAAAUAGAAAUAUAUAU